GUGACUGGACGCGUCGCGGGCUCCCCAGGCCCCGCGGCGCUGCGGGUUGUGUCGGCAGGAUCCCGGGCGGGCGGAAGUGCAGCCGGGCUCGGCUCCGGCCUCCGCGCCGCGCUGCCUUCUGCGGCUGCGCGGGCUCUCGGGACUCCAGGCUCGCGCGCCCCUGCGGGACCGGGUGUCAGAGCGUCGUGCGCCGCCGCCGCCGCCGCCCUGCCUCGGCCCGGGACCCGGGCGUCUGCUGCGGUGCGGGGCGCCGGGGAAGGAGCUGGCGUUUCUGUUUGGCUUUGGAUGAAAAAAGAAUUUAGCCUAUAUGUACUGCUUUAACCACUGGAAGAAUGACAGAUGACAAAGAUGUGCUUCGAGAUGUGUGGUUUGGACGAAUUCCAACUUGCUUCACCCUGUAUCAGGAUGAGAUAACUGAAAGGGAGGCAGAACCAUAUUAUUUGCUUUUGCCAAGAGUAAGUUAUUUGACGUUGGUAACUGACAAAGUGAAAAAGCACUUUCAGAAGGUUAUGAGACAAGAAGACAUUAGUGAGAUAUGGUUUGAAUAUGAAGGCACACCACUGAAAUGGCAUUAUCCAAUUGGUUUGCUAUUUGAUCUUCUUGCAUCAAGUUCAGCUCUUCCUUGGAACAUCACAGUACAUUUUAAGAGUUUUCCAGAAAAGGACCUUCUGCACUGCCCAUCUAAGGAUGCAAUUGAAGCUCAUUUUAUGUCUUGUGUGAAAGAAGCUGAUGCAUUAAAGCAUAAAAGUCAAGUAAUCAAUGAAAUGCAGAAAAAAGAUCAUAAGCAGCUCUGGAUGGGAUUACAGAAUGACAGAUUUGACCAAUUUUGGGCCAUCAACCGGAAACUCAUGGAAUAUCCUGCAGAAGAAAAUGGAUUUCGUUAUAUCCCUUUUAGAAUAUAUCAGACAACAACUGAACGACCUUUUAUUCAGAAGCUUUUUCGUCCUGUGGCUGCAGAUGGACAAUUGCAUACAUUAGGCGAUCUCCUCAAAGAAGUGUGUCCUUCUGCAAUUGCUCCUGAAGAUGGGGAAAAAAAGAAUCAAGUGAUGAUUCAUGGAAUUGAGCCAAUGUUGGAAACACCUCUGCAGUGGCUGAGUGAACAUCUGAGCUACCCAGAUAAUUUUCUUCAUAUUAGUAUCAUCCCGCAACCAACAGACUGAAGGAUCAACUCUAUGCCUGAACGGAAUCACCCUUAAACAGGAUUUACCAGAGCAUGUCACCCUUCUGCUUCAGUCAGGUUUGGUGGAGGCAACCUGACCAGAAACACUACUGCAAGCCAAACAGGAAGAUGAUUCCAUGUCAGAUAAGGGCACUUGGGCUGGUCUUACUUUGCAUCACCACUGCUUUCCUCCACUGCCGUCAUUAAACCUCAGCUGCGACAUGAAAGGCUUCACAGGACCACUGCAAGUCUUCUGUUUUCUUGUAAAAUAUAAUGAAGCCGAAACCUUUGGCCUAAGAAGAAAAUGGAAAUAUGUGCCACUUGAUUUGUAUUUCUGAUUAACAAAUAAACAGGGGUAUUUCCUAAGGUGACCAUGAUUGAACUUGAGCUCGAGGGAGUGGAAACAUUGGUUUAAUUUUCUAGAGAAUUAGACUUAAGAAAGUAAAAGAGAAAUUCUGUUAUCAAUAACUUGCAGUAAUUUUUUGUAAAAGAUCCAAUUACAGUAAACCCAUCUUUCCUUAAUGAAAAUUUCCUAUGUUUACAGUCUGUCUAUUGGUAUGCAAACAAUCUUGUAACUUUGAUAAUGAACAGUUGAGAGAUUUUUAAAUAAAACCUCUAAAUAUGUUUUGUCAUUUAAUAACAUACAA
Messenger RNA from Nyctereutes procyonoides (raccoon dog), 1806 nucleotides. It is a transcript of the gene ATG5, whose product is annotated as autophagy related 5. The coding region runs from base 333 to 1160 and encodes 275 amino acids. Gene Ontology annotation, cellular component: Atg12-Atg5-Atg16 complex; phagophore assembly site membrane; cytoplasm. Gene Ontology annotation, biological process: autophagosome assembly; C-terminal protein lipidation; cellular response to nitrogen starvation. The record is from RefSeq and is a predicted model, not a curated record. The transcript has 8 exons. Lineage: Eukaryota; Metazoa; Chordata; Mammalia; Carnivora; Canidae.